Messenger RNA from Cydia fagiglandana, 4490 nucleotides. Its product is annotated as myb-like protein X. Bases 3 to 4475 code for a protein of 1490 amino acids. The record is from RefSeq and is a predicted model, not a curated record. The transcript is spliced from 6 exons. Lineage: Eukaryota; Metazoa; Arthropoda; Insecta; Lepidoptera; Tortricidae.
AGAUGUCUAAUAAGUCACAGUCAAAAAUGCCCUCGCCUGCCCGGUCCCAGGGCUUCAUCACCCCCCGGCGACGUACGCGACGAACCCUGAGCUCCGCCUCACCAGCUCACUCCGAGGUCCGACUGUCGACUGUGGUGGAGAAAUUUGUGAAGAGCGACAAAUUUGUCUUGUCACCGAUGAAGAGGAGAUCUGUUUUGCCCGAUGACACUGACAUUGAGGCGCCGAGGCGUGCGAGCUGGUGGAAGAGGCUGGAGGGGAGCACCCGGGACGUCCUCGAAGCCCUGGACACUAACAAGAUGACUGACAAUUUGCUUGAGGAAUAUGAGUUUGAAAUUGAGAAAGAUGACAAGCAAAGCCAAUCAAUUCAACAGAGUCAAAGCAGCGACAACGAAUCAGUCGCCAGCAUAGUUGUACCACAGCGAAGGCUCUUCAACCAGAAGCAACAAACUCAAGCCAAAUUCGGCGACGUCAUGGGCUCACGCAAGUCCCUCGGAAAGACCAACAUCGAAGACCAAUCUAUAGAGGUUGCUCCAAAAAACCUCUUCAAUAAAGGACCUAGAAAUCGACCGGUUUUUCCUGCUGCUUUACUCAACUCUACUAAUAAAACUAUAAAUAAGACUGUUGAACCAGAAACAAAUAAACAGACUCGUCCAAAUCUCUUUGGUCAAGCGGGAACUAAAAGAAAGAACAUGUUCACAGAUUUUGUCUUGUCUGAUAGUGAGGAGGACUCAGAGGUCCAACAUAAAGUAUUUGGUUUCAAAAAGAAUAAUAACAAGAGAUUGAGUUUGGGUACUCGUAGUAGGCGAAUGCCAUCUCUAACGCCAAGUAUGACCACGGAAAUUGAUAUUGAUGAUUGGAAUCUUCUACCUUCAUCUACUAUGAUUGGGGCACAAGAAGCUUCAAGAAUGAGUGAUAAAGAUAUGGAACUGCAAAACGAAAAUCAAGAUGAUACGCUUACAGAAGACGUAUCUUUAAAUCGCACCAAUGAGCAAGCACAUAAGAGUGUGAUACAAGAUGAUGAAAAUGAUAAAACACUCACGAAUGAAAACAUAGAUGAAGCCAAUAAAAGUCAAGAUACAGAAGUAAAGGAUGUGUCUAAAAAAGUAAACAAAACACAGGAGAAAAGCAAAACUAAACUUAAUACAAGUGUCAAAGAUAAAUCCUUACAAAAUAAAUCUACUAAGCAAGCUGUCAAUAUUUCAAAUGCUGAAAAUGUGCAGAUAGAAGAAGUGGUUCCUGAGGAACAACAAGGUAAUGCCGUAACUGAUAAAAAUACUCGACUAGCUGAGAACGAACAAUCCUUAGAAGAUAAAAUGGCUGAAUUGCACGGAGAAUGUGUUGAAACAGAAAAAAGUCGACCAAACAUAUUAUCAAACAAAACAGAAGAAAAUCCAGAUAUUUAUGAAGAAGCAUGCAAAACAAAUGAAGAUGUAGAUAAGAGUGAGGAACAAGAACAAAGCGAAGUAGAACGAGAAGAAAGCGAAGAAGAAGAAGAAGAAGAAAGCGAAGUAGUACAAGAAGAAAGCGAAGUAGUACACGAAGAAAGCGAAGUAGUACAAGAAGAAAGCGAAAAAGAACCAGAACAAAGUAAGGAAGAACGAGAACAAAGUGAAGAAGAACAGGAACAAAGCGAAGAAGAGCAGGAACCCAGUUCGGAGGAACAGGAAAACCAAAACCAAACUGAUGAAGCAAUCAAAGAUCAAGAUGAGGAUAUGGCUGAGAAAGAUAAAAGUGACGAAGAAAUGCCUCAAGAAGACCAAGAUGAGGAUAUGGAAGAAAUGGUAUGGAACGAUAACGAGGAUGAAAAGUUAAGUGAUGCUGCGGAAAAAGAAGAUGCUACUGUAGCGGAACAAAACAAUGACGUUGAGCCAAAUGAAAAAAAUACAGAUAUUAGCAAGAACCUUAGCAAACUGGACAAAAGCAAAAAUAUCUCAAAUAAGAGUCACAAAAUCGUAGACGCAUCAGUAGAUAAUGAUCAAAAUGAAGAGGAUAUAGUAGAAGAAACACCAAACAAUUCUACUCACGACACAACAGGUCGAAACAGGAAAAAAGAAGUUUCUAAAGUCAAAUCUCCAGAAGCAGUAUUACAAAACAUGACUAACGACAACGAAUCUUUUAGGCCAAUAGGUCGCAGUACUACUUUCAGAAAAUCCAAAAGCGUCUAUGAAACUAUGAACAUGAGGCACAGUUUAGCACCAGUACAAGAAAGUACCUUAGGCAGUGAGGGAUCGAGAAAUUCAAGCACAGAGGGCUCAGAAUGGGAUUCUCAUCGCACCACAAGAAAAACUAUACGUCAGACUUUUGGCAGGGAAUAUACUACACGGAAGUCCUUGCGCGCUUUAGUCAUGGAGCAAUCCGCCAAACGUCAAACUGAAGUUUACAAUAAAACUGCAACAAAGUUUGACAAAACUAAAAAUAAAACAGUGACAGAAGAUGGAAACGACAAAAAUGCGUCAAAGAUGAACAAAUCCAAAAGCAAAACUGUUAUUGAAGAAGGUAAUAAUAAAAAUGCAUCAACAGUUAACAAAACAAAAAACAAGACAGUCAUUGAAGAUGCUAACAGUGAUAACGUAUCAAAGAACAAAACCAAAAACAAGACCGUAUUAGAUGACAUUAACGAUCAACAUAUACGUGACCGCAGAUCAUCCAAUCGUAAUAUUUCAAGCAAUCAGUCUCCCAUUUUGAAAUCCCCUGUCCAUGGGACCUCGACCCAUCAUGUGCCCGAACCACUAAUAUUAGAACACCAAGCAUCUUACCACAAAUCUCUUCACGAUAUUAAGGAGCCUGAUAUAUCCGAGAAUCUAACUAAUCCUGAAGAAUCGGUAAACAUACCUAUACCAGAUAAUAAUGAUUCGGGGCCAGAAAUAUCUAUGAACGCAUCUUAUGGUCAAGGAAUGUCUGCAUCUGGACAUGAAAUAGUAGAAGAAACUUCAGGCAAGGAUAUUUCACGUCGUGGCACUUCGAUACGCUCAAAAUCUAUACAUCACAGUGAAGAAGUUUUAGAUUAUGAAGCUUCAGAACAACUUAUAUCUGGUCUUGAAGAUCAGGAAAAUGAAACAGAAUCUAUGCAAUAUGAAAAGGAAUCCGAACAUGAAAAUGAAGAAGAGAUGGAACAAUCUGAACAGGAAAUAGAAUCCGAACAAGAAGAUUCUCAGCAGGAAAUUGAAGCUGAUUCUGAACAUGAAACUCAAGAGACAGAUGAACCUCAAGAGAUUGAAGACGAACAGGAACAGUCUCAACUAGAAGUUGGAUCUGAACAAUCUCAAAUCGGAUCUGAUCAGGAGGAAUCCCAACAAGAGAUAGAAGACGAUCAAGAUCAAUCUCAACAAGAAAUCGAAUCUGAUCAUGAGGAAUCUCAACAAGAGAUAGAAGAUGAACGAGAUCAAUCUCAACAAGAAAUCGAAUCUGAUCAGGAGGAAUCUCAACAAGAGUUAGAAAAUCCAGAACAGUCUCAACAAGAAAUUGAAUCAGAACAAGAAUCUCAACAAGAGAUAGAAUCUGAGGAAGAGUCGCAAUCAGAAAAUGAAGACCAUGACAUGUCUCAAGAACAAGAAAGUGAUCGUGAUAUUAGAGAACCAGAAUACGAUGACCAAGAUAACGAUUCCAUAUCAGCACUCAAUUCUGAAUACAAAACGCCAGAGAAACGUGGAGUUUCUCGCGUAGUCUUUGACAGUAAUAUGAUGUCUGUUGAAGAGAUAGAUUUCGACGGUGUUUCCAGACAAACUGACAAUGAUAUUACUGAGAAUAAUGAGUUUGAGAGAGAACCAGAAUUGAGUAGAGCGUCGUUGCAAAAAGUUUCGGAACCGAGGGUUCAUGAUGAGUCCGUAGGUAGCAAGAAAACUAUGCUAAUGAUGCAGUUACAGAAGAUAGCGCAGGAAAAUAUGGAGCGAAGGCAGAAAAUAAGAGACGAAGUGCAGAAAUCACUAAAACCGACGCGCAACUUCAACGUGAUGUCCCCCAUCCAACUCAAAUACUCCAUCCGCCACUCCAUCCGACGUACGACCCAGCCGGAAUCUAGGAAGCCUAAGCCAAAGCCUAAACCCACGGGUAUACCUGCAGAGGCGUUGCCCAAGGCCUUCGUCGAGGACCUGAUGUAUAAGCCGCCUAAGAGAUUCCAACCUGCCAAUGCUCCGUGGAUAACUAAGAGGCUGUAUAAGUUUUUGGAAGAGAAGCUGGAACCCAAAUACGACUACCGCGCCCGCGUGCGCGCCGAGGAGCUGGUGCAGACGCUGUUCCGCUUCAGCCAGCUGCUGCGGCGCCGCCACCUCGCGCCUCCUCACGCCGUCGACGAACUCAAGGCGGAGAUGGCGCGCCUGCGCGUCGUCACCACCCACUACGAGUUCUACGACUUCUUCCACGAGUACAUGCCGAGGGACAUUAGGAUUAAGGUAAACCCGGAUGUGGUAAACAAGAUCCCGAUGCCUCGAAACGGAGUGUUCUCGGAGAUCCUUCCGCCGCGCACCGUGGUCGAGUGAAUGUUUUAUAAUUAU